Messenger RNA from Corythoichthys intestinalis (scribbled pipefish), 1648 nucleotides. RefSeq names its product TBP-like 1 (gene tbpl1). The record is from RefSeq and is a predicted model, not a curated record. The coding region runs from base 585 to 1148 and encodes 187 amino acids. Lineage: Eukaryota; Metazoa; Chordata; Actinopteri; Syngnathiformes; Syngnathidae. Gene Ontology annotation, biological process: DNA-templated transcription initiation. Gene Ontology annotation, molecular function: DNA binding; general transcription initiation factor activity. The transcript is spliced from 7 exons.
AUGCUAACAACUUUUCAUUCAUAGUCAAAACCGCUCUGGUGCUUAUAAUUAUUCCCUUUUCUCCUUUUUAACGUCACAACGCUACGAUAAUUCGUAUGCCGGUUGUUGCGUGGCGGUGAAUUGAUAAUAAGUAUCCGUAAUUUGAUAAAUAGCAUCACACCCUUCACUAGAGCUUAGAUUAGCUUUCAAGCUAGCCGAGUUGACGUAAACGUGCGCGUAACGCACGAUUUUGUCCCUGCUCGACUAUUGCGUUUAUUAAUCAAAGCGUCUGUCGUGUUUAGUCGGAGGGGAAACUCGCAAAAGUAGCUUGUGAGGGUUCUCAACAAAGCUAAGAAACAGGUGUAACACAGUCUUUGUUUGUAUUAAGGAGGUUUGUGGCUAAAAGACUGCUUGCGGUUGAGGAUCUGGGACAGGAAGUGGGCAAAUUUACUCGGAAGCGGGCAAAAUAAAACGAUCAAAGAGCAUUAUCUACACGUCAAGCCUUGAAUCUGCGCCACCAGCGCUUCACGUCAUGACGAUGGCGGACGAGUGAGAAGCGAGCCCCGCGCGGUCGUCUGUUUGCAACCCUCACACACACUUCCUCCAUGGAUUCCAGCAACGAUGACACUCUGGACAUCAUCGUCACCAACGUGGUGGCGACCUUCCGUACCAGGUGCCACCUCAACCUGCGCACCAUCGCCCUGGAAGGAACCAACGUCAUCUACAAGCCGGAGGUGGGGAAAGUCCUCAUGAAGCUUCGGAAGCCCAAGAUCACCGCAUCCAUUUGGUCCUCAGGGAAAAUUAUUUGCACUGGUGCAACGAGUGAAGAAGAGGCGAAGCUAGGCGCCCGUAGGUUGGCCAGAUGUCUGCAGAAAAUUGGCUUUAAGGUGCGCUUUUCUGCCUUCAAGGUCGUGAACGUGCUGGCCGUCUGCUCCAUGCCCUUUGCUAUCCAUCUGGUGGAUUUCACCAAGAAGAACCGGCCUAUUGCCAGUUAUGAGCCGGAGCUCCACCCCGCCGCCACUUAUAGGAUCAAAACCAUAAGAGCCACCAUCCAGGUGUUCUCCACGGGCAGCCUCACAGUCACAGGACCAAACGUGCAGAACGUGGCCACGGCCGUGGAGCAGGUCUACCCGCUCCUCUUUGAGUGCAAGAAACCGCUCUGCAAGUGAGUCUCGGUCCAGUCACGCCAAAACGGAGCGCUUCUUGUGGACUCGCUACCGUUUAAAAAGUGCACACGCUAAAAAAUCGUUCCGCCACGAUGGCGCCGAAGCUCAUUUUCUCCGUCCACGGAUCAAAACUUCUCAUCUCAUGUUCAACAGCGACAUACACUAAGUUGCUCACUUCUUGUACAUUUCUAUAUAUACUCACUGUAAAUUGUAAAUAUAUGAAUUGUGUGGUUUUUUUUUUAUGCUAACGAUUCCAGGAUUAGCCCUGUGAGUGUAUGGACAAAAUUUUAGGAUUUCCGCACAGGUUGAUACAAAGUUUCAAACUGUAAUGAUUGCCGUGACGGGAGAGCCCUUCCUAAUAUUUAUGCUAACGUGAAAACCCCAACUUUUAAAACUCGUGUAUUAUUAAUUCCCGUCAACGUAAUUUAAAUGGCAUCCAAGAUAGCUCGAUGUUUUUCCACCGCUUAAAAAUGUGUGACUUUUGUAUUUUAUAUGAAAAUAAA